CAAAUAUACCAAGGGAGCGAAAUUGGAUGGACCAGAGAACCAGACCUCUUUAUUUUGGAAAUUGUUUAUUAGGAGAAGAUUCCAGUAAAAAGCAAUUCAGUUACAAAUUCAUGGACAAGAAAAUGAAGAUUUCAAUGAUUCUAGAACACCAUAGCAAAAACGGAGUUAUGAUGUUAAAUCCUGAUAAUUUGGCAAAUUUUGAUGAAUCGGAACAUACCUUGAUAAUUUUUCAUUAGAUUCCAUAACCUGACUCUGCAAUUCAGUGAUAAUCUAUGAGAAAAGGGUCGAAGACUUAAUCACGUCCAUAUGCAUCGUGAGCUGUUAAUUCAUCAACUUUUUAAUACGCAAAUAUACACACACAUUGAUAAUAUCUACACUGAAACAUACAUAAAUAUACACAAAUAAAAAUAUAUACAAACACAAAUAGUGUACUUGAAAUAAACUCAAUGAAAGAAAAGGUAUAAUAUGAACUUGUCAUUUUUAUCAAAAAUUUAAAGCCUGCUAGAAAAUGCAGAAACUUCGAUGUUCACAAGGAGAAAAAUUGCCUGAAUUAGGAUCGUGAUUACGGUAUUUUGUGUCCGCACGACCGAAAAAAACAUCAGGAUUAAUUUGUUCCUAACUUUUGACGAAUUUUGACGAGGCUCGGGUUAUUAUAAUAUUGUUCUUAUAAAACAGAGCAUACAUCAAACGAUCCGGAAUAUGCAGUGUACAAAGACCGCAAUAUUAGCGACAGGCCUUUUGAAUAAAGGCACGGACGGCAUCGAAUGGUCCAUUCCAAUAGUCAAUCAAGGCAGAUCGAUAUUUCGAUGGUCGUCUAAUGAAUCGAACUGCACAAUGGAAUCCAAUCUUAUUCAAUCGAUUGAGAAAAUGUUCAAAUAAGAAUGCACAAAAUUCUCACUUAGAUUAUUUAAAUAAACAAAGAUUGGUUGAUACAUUGCUAUUAAAGAAAUGGGAGGUCCAGAAAGGCAAUGCAGUGACGAUGAUACAGCGACGUUGCGGCUCAAGAGAGAAUUAGAGAGAAAAAGCGAAGCACUAGUCAAGGCAGAGCGGGCAAAGACGCUGCUCAGGAGAAAAGUCGACGAACUGGCUAAGAAGAAUAGUUGCCUUAGAGAUGAGUUCCAGGCCACGUUCGAUGGGUUGAUCGCAGAAAAAAAUCGACUGUCGACAAAGAUUGAGGAACAGAAGGAAACAAUAAACGGACUUAUGAAGUUCGAGCCACUGAAAAUCAAGAAAGUGCUUAAAUAUGUAAAAUAUUUUAUGGAGGCUGAAGAAGAUAAGACUCUGGAUAUUAAGAAAAUGGUCGAGGAAAGUGAAUUGUUCAGAAGGCAAUUUGCUGAGAAAGGCAAAGCGUUGAUCAACGAGUCAUUCAGCCCGGCAAAGGGCGUAGACAGUGCUAGCAGUGGUACAAAAGAUAAAACCAGCGAUGGAUCCAAGGUCGUUUGUGCUUUUCAGAUAUUGCUGGAGCGAUAUAUAGAACAGAAUGAAAGAAAAGACAGGCUAAUGACUGCUUUCAAGGCAGAGGCUGAUGAAAUACCUUACAAAGACUUGGAACUUUGGAACUUGAAGUAUCAGCUAAGGGAAACUGAGGCAGACUUAGCCAAGGAAAUGACCAGUACUUCAUGUAUGAAGUCUUUUUUUGACACGGAAGUUUAUAAUCAAAAGAAAGAACUCAAUAAAGUUCAAAAUUGGAGAGAAACUCAAAGAAAAUGUAUGAAUCUUUUACAGAUGGAAUUAGAGGUUCUAAUAAAAAAGGAACCAGUCUAUAGACAUAGGCUCGAGACCAGAGGAAAUAUCCAUAGGCUGCGACAAAGGAUGAGCUAUAUUGCUGAGGAUAAAAACAUGCAGGUUGAUGGUGACUUGCAAGAUAUUAUAGAAAAGACAAUACAUCUGAUAGACCUGUAUGUCACAGCUAGCCAAAUAAAUAAGAGAUUAGUAGCACGAGUCAGAAGACUAGAAAACUAUUGCACUCUUGGAAGAGACGAGGAGAUCCCCUCUCCAUCCAAAGAAACACAAGGAAAGACAAAAAGCUUUUUUGAUCGGUUUAGAAGAAAGAAGAUUAAGGAAUAA
Messenger RNA from Rhopilema esculentum, 2067 nucleotides. RefSeq lists its product as uncharacterized. NCBI's taxonomy places the organism in Eukaryota, Metazoa, Cnidaria, Scyphozoa, Rhizostomeae, Rhizostomatidae. The record is from RefSeq and is a predicted model, not a curated record.